Messenger RNA from Prorocentrum cordatum, 329 nucleotides. NCBI's taxonomy places the organism in Eukaryota, Dinophyceae, Prorocentrales, Prorocentraceae. The record is from the annotation of a GenBank genome assembly.
GUCGGACGUCGCCUCGCGCAUCCAGGCACGGGUCCUCCAGGCGCAGCCGAUUCUCGAGUCUUUGGGCAACGCCGUCACCAUGCGCAACUCCAACUCUUCCCGCUUCGGCAAGUACAAUCGGGUGUUCUUCGACGGCUCUGGGACGUUGUGUGACGCAGGCAUUACUACCUACUUGCUGGAGAGCUCCCGGGUGGUCGUCCACGGAGACCGCGAGCGGAGCUACCACUGCUUCUACGAGAUGCUCGCCGGGCUGGAGGACGACAAGCUGCAGGCCUUCCAGCUCGAGCGCCAGACCGGGGAGUACCGCCUGAUAUCCACGCGGCAGGUCU